AUGGCAGCCAUCACCCGCCGUGUCACUGACUCAUCUGCCAUAGCCGCAUCUCGUAUAGCGGCCGUGGCGAGCAUGGAACUCGAGAUUAAACACUUUGCGAAUAUUAAAGGGCUCCUUGAGAAAGCACAGGACAAAAUCUUCAAACAAAUAUGCGACAAGGAUGAAGUUAGAGCCACCUAUCAAACACUAGAAAAGGCUCAGAAUCUCGUCCUGGAUGGCAAGGCAACAAUGGAAAGCCACAUAAAUGAAGAAGAAUCUGUGCUCAUGCAAUUUUUCGCCGCCGACGAUAUCAGUCGCAUGAUUAAAAUGGAAAUAUUUGCUUGUGUCAGUCGCCUCCGAGCCGACCGAAGAAAACGCGAAGACGAAACACAUUGA
Molecule: messenger RNA, 375 nt
Organism: Blastomyces gilchristii SLH14081
Lineage: Eukaryota; Fungi; Ascomycota; Eurotiomycetes; Onygenales; Ajellomycetaceae
Exons: 1
Coding region: 1-375 (124 amino acids)
Source: RefSeq, a predicted model, not a curated record